Babesia ovata is the source of this 12327-nucleotide messenger RNA. Its product is annotated as Extracellular matrix-binding ebh. The transcript is spliced from 3 exons. The record is from RefSeq and is a predicted model, not a curated record. NCBI's taxonomy places the organism in Eukaryota, Apicomplexa, Aconoidasida, Piroplasmida, Babesiidae. The coding region runs from base 1 to 12327 and encodes 4108 amino acids.
AUGUCAUGUCCUUCAUGGUGGCUGUACCUCGUGCCUUGCCCAGCACCUAACUCACUGACUAACCAAGAGGCUAACCUAGCACGUAACCAAACUGCUUACCUAGCACUUAACCAAGAGGCUUACCUAGCACCUAACCAAACUGCUUACCUAGCACCUAACCAAGAGGCUUACCUAGCACCUAACCAAACGGCUGACCUAGUACAUAACCAAGUGGCUUACCUAGUACACUACCAAGAGGCUAACCUAGCACCUAUCCUAAGAUGUAACCUACUCGCUGCUUUGUCAUCUCCCUCCUCCCUCUGUCGCCUUGCCUGGAUUGAGGCUGCGGACGAAGCCGUUCAGGCGGCUAAGGAGAAGGCGGAAAACGUACAUGGGAGGUUGGAUCAUAGUGAUAAUAAUGGUAGUCCGAAGACACAGAUUGGCCAAGGAGUUAAGCAAAUUAAUGAGGCUAAGGACAAAGUUAAGCAAGUUGAUGACGCGCUUCAAGCUGUUCACACCGAUUUAGGUAACUGGAAAUCUGCGGCAAACAGUGUCCUUGACUCAGCGGUUAAGAAUGCUGGACAGGUGCGUGAGAAGUUGAACCCAGAUGGUUCAGAUGUAAUUGGUGAGAACAUUAAAAGUAUUGAAGAGGCAAAAAACAAUAUUGUUACUGCAAAUUCACAACUGAAAACACAAGUCGACAGUCUGCAUUCUUGGAUCGACACCGCCGAGGAUAUCCGUGCAAAGGCUGAGAGAAAGGCCAAGGAAGCCUAUGAUAAGUUGGAACCUCAUGAAGCUUUGAGUAAGCAAAUCGGAGAGAUUGUGACAGCGAAUAAGAAAAUUAACGAAGUUCAUAAAAGUAUGCAGGGUGUUAGUAAAAAUCUGGGGGAGUGGAAGUCUGAGGCCGGGACAGUGCUUGACGAAGCGGUAAAAAAGGCGACGGAAGUGCAUGAUGCGUUAGAUACUGAUCAAAAAAGUGACGCUGUAGGCCAUCCUGUUGGGUAUAAUAUACAGCAAAUUAGCACACACAACAACUUAAUUAAAGAAGCAAAUAACACUCUCGCCACUGAAGUCACGGCUUUAGGGAGUUGGCACAAGGCGGCGCAACAGAUUGUUUCCAAGGCGCAGCAUAAAUCUCAAGAAAUUUUGGAUAGAGUUCUUAAGGACAACGGUGAUCAAACGGUUAUUGGUGAGAAUGCUAGCAAGUUGAAAGAAAAAGCUGAGAACCUUUUGACUGCCUACAGCCAGGCGCAUGGGAAUGUUACUGGUUUAGUAAGUAAAGUUACUGAGGCCGUUAAAGAUUUGGAAGCCGGCAUGAAAGAUGAUUUGCGGAGGCUGCAAAAGGAUAUUGUGAACAGUAUGAAAAAGCAUGUUGGUGAGAUGCUUGGCGAAAUUAAAACGCAAGUGCAGGUGAUUAAGGGGAAGGAUAGUAGUGAUUGGAGUAGCAGCGGAAAAACUCUAAGUGGUCUGGAUGGCAUUGUCCACGGUUUGGUUAACAGCUAUGCUAACGAGUUCAAGAAUAAUUUCGCGAAUAUUGCAAAGGGCUGGCUGGAGGCCACCAUAUUGGAGCACAAUGGCACCGUGCGGAGGAUACUCGGGUGGAAGCAUGGGCAUAAUAUGACGGGCAGCAUUGAGCAGUUUGGCAUUGGAAUGAAAGAGAAGCUUAAUGAAGAUGUUACUAGUGUAGCCAAAGAGGCGUUCCAAUCUGUUAAUACCGUCAGUGGCGGCAUCACUAAAAGUAUUGAAGCUGUCCAAAGGCUUUGCAAUGGAUUUGCCAACGCGCUGGAUAAAGAGCUUUAUACUGCUGAACGAAAAACAGUCGACUAUGUAAAGGAAAAGGCGUUGAACGUGGGACGGCUCGUCGCCAAUAUUAAAAAUUGCGUCUGCGAGUGCGACGCACAAUGCACAAAAUGCAAAAAUGGAGAGUGUGGCAAAAAAGCCGCCGCGGAAUUGAUAAUGUGCGCGCUCACCUCUACAGUGAGACAGGUCGGCAACGAGCUUCAUUCUGUAUUUCUAUACGGCGACAGGAUUGGUCAAAACAGCGGUACAAGCAUCGCACAGGAAUUGGACAAAGUGGUUGAGGAGACUCAGAAGCUUCACAAGAAUCUAGGAGACGCGGAAAAUGAGACGAAAAAACAACCGCCCGGUCCCCCUGCCGGCAACCAGGACAAUGGAAUUUUGAACAAAGUUAAGGGGGUUGAGCAGCAGGUUAAAAGUGCGAUGAAGGAAACGACGAGCAUUGAUGAGAACUUCAAACAAAUCAUGCCACUUUAUGAAGCGGCGAAGGGUGAAAACGGUGUCGGUGACCAUAAAUAUCACAAUUUGCUGAAAACUGAUAUCCCCAACGCACUUAAGGACUUUGCGCCUCAUGUCGACAACGGAAAGAAUGAAGGAAUCAUAAAACAAAAAACAGAAGAAAUUAAAAAACAUCUCUCCACAAUAGACGGAGAACUGCAAGAAAUCGCCGGGAUGGUCCAGCACGAAAAGAAGCAGCUGCCACAAGGCCAAAAGCCAGACGGCGUCAAGGAUUACCUGGGGGACUUGAGAGGGAUGGUUACUCAGAAAGAUGGUGAGCAUAGUAUUUCCUCCAAGCUGGAUGAUGGAAAUAUUAAGAAAGAAGUCCAAGGCCUCCAAGCAAUUCAGUCCAAGAUCCACGGCCUGCAAACAGGGACGUUCAAAGAGAAACCCGGCGAAAUCGACUCAGCCGUCGAGCAAAUUAAGGCGCAGCUUGGCACUAUCAGAACCACGCUGCAAAAUGAAAAUGGAGCAACAGAUCAAGAUGUCAUCAAAAGACUGCAAUAUAUGAAAGUCACUGGGCUUGGUGACAGUGACACUGCAAAAUGGAAAGUUGGACAAAAUGAUGUUAAUGGUCUCGGGAAUAUUAAGAGUGACCUUGAAAAGCAGAAUAAGCAACUGGGCGAGCAAAACAAGAUUAUUGGAGAUGCUGUAAGAAAAAUUCAGUUGCAACUUAGAUAUCUUGGAUUCAAGUUGGACCAUGACUUCGUCCCCGAUGACAUCAUGGAUCAAUUGCAAAAAUUAAAAAGUGAGAUUGAUAAAGGUGGAAAAGGAGGACUGCAGAAAAUUCAUGACGUGAUAAGUGGACUACAAAAAGGGGAAUUUACUUCGAACCCCAAAGCCAUCGGAGAAGCCAACGAGGCAAUCAAAGCGGAACUCAAAGCGCAGAUGAGCGCGCUGGACAGUGAUGUCAUUGAGACGCUGACCAAUUUGAUGACCAAAGGGAUGAGUGAACAGGCAAGUUGGAAGCAAGAUAAAAAUGUAAAUGGUUUUCAAAAAAUCCAAAAUGAUCUUAACACUCAACAAAGUGAGUUGUCCACUCAGCCCACUGCAAUCGGCAGUGGCGUUCAGAAGAUCACCAGCGAGCUUGACGAGCUGAGGAAGCAGUUGCAGGGUGAGCAAGGCGCUGACCCAAAUGAAAGAGGCGUGAUAAGGAAUAUGGAAUUUGUGAUAGAGAAGAUUGGUAAGGACAAAAAUGAAGGUCUUGAGAAAAUCAAGAAAGAGAUUGAAGAUCUCAACAGGGAUACAGUCCCUGACAUCAACAAAUUCCUUGGUGAACUGUGCGCCAAGAUUGCGAGCGAAGCCGGUAGUGUGGAUUGGAAGUUGGGGCUUUUCAAAGAGAAUGACAUCGACAAAGACCUCGAAAAAAUCAAGUCACAAAUUGACACCCUCCGCACCGGUGACCUCCACAAGGCCAUCGCCAUGUGCGACAAGUUCCUCACCAACGCCGAUUACAUAAAAUGGGAGAAAGUAGAAAACAUUGAACGCUUCGUAGACAGUGAGAUUGAAAAGGCAAUCGCGGAGCUCAGCAAGCAGGCGCGGCGGGACUACGUGGAGUCCGCGAAGGACGCGCUGAAACACUUCGCCGCCAAGGUGGCCGAGGAGCUGGGGGAGCUGCCUGAGGAGAUAAACAGGGAUCUCUUCAUGGGCUACAAGGGCCUCAUGAAGCAGAUGGAGGGUGAGCGCAGCGAAAACAUUAAUAGGCUAAGGAACGUGCAGAGCAGAAUGCUCCGAGCAUUGUCCUCCGCGUUCCAGAAUUUCUUCGCGCCGCUCGACGAGUAUCUCCGUAAGGAGAUUGAGAGAGUGAAGAAGCAGAGUGACGACGAAAAGAAUCCCUCACUGCCGAAGUCGGAAGAGCCCUACGCCGCCGAGUGGGACGCCGUGCACAGCGAUGUCAACGCCCUGCUCAAUUACCUCUGCGUGACGCAGGGCUUCGACGACAGGCUGCGAGGCCUGCUCCACAACCUCACCGACGCGCUCACACAGCUGAGGCCGCAGGGCUUCCAGAAGCCCUCCACUCCCACGCUGGACUCCGUGAGCAGGGGACUCAGUGCCUUCGUCGGGGAGUUCGGCGGUGCGUACGUCUCUCGCUACUCGGGCGCGGAGUGCCGGGAGGCGGACGCCGACAAGUACGCCAAGGUGUUGCUGAGCUUCACCCCGAUGGUGCACGAGGCGCUUAGCAACUUGGCAGAGAAAUGCGGCACCAACUGGCGAAGCUAUAAGAUAUGCAAGCUCACCCCCGACGGGAGGGACAACGGCCUGGGCAACUACCUCACCAAAUGCGGCUUCAAGGUGUCACCCACCGACGGACUCCAGGAGGGGGAGUUGCAAAACCACGGCGACAUGAACGGUGAGCAGAUUCAUGCAUUGCUUAAAUCACCAGUUGAUGUGACCACCAAAAUGCUGAUCGACGGCAAGCGUGCGGAAAACGGAAUUAAUGUUGUCGACUUAGUUGCGCUUUUCUAUAACAUGGUCUGUCGCUACCUCCAGGCAUGCCACCUUAAGGUGCACGAAUCGCCCAGGUACCCCUGCACGGUGAGGGACAUGUUGUCUUGGCUCUCCGGCCUGCAGUACACUCCGGUGGCGGACAAACUGCCUGACCACUGCAGGGCGUUGCUCAACCGCAAGUGCGACGAUAACGAUGCCCCCAACAGGGGCGACGAUGUCAUGGCACAGUGCAUCAACGGCCUGCCGUUCACUAUCGCAGAAGCGUGUUCACACGCCGACUCGCUGCUCAUCGCAAUCCAGGGCCACGGCCGCGGCUUUGACCUCGCCGCCUAUCCCUACUCCGUCGACUUCGCCAACAACACCGCACAGCUGUACUACCCGGACGACCCCGCCGAGGUGCUGGAUAUGUUGAGGGGCAUAGUAUGCCGCCUGUGCUCAGUGCUCUACUUCCUCUACGCCCAGUGCUGCCGUGCCACCGCCACAACCAAGGGAUGGCGGGAGUGCCGCUACGGCCGGCAGGUGCCGUCCUCCCACUGGCAGUGUAACACACUUGGCAAGGAGGCCACCGACGCAAGUCACAACUGCCCGCCCACAUCUCCGCUGCAGUCGUUCCUCACAGACAGCUGUCCCAGCCUCCUGCCGCAUAAGCUCAGUGUAGUUGACAAUGCCAUCGAAUGCGUCGACUGCCCUGCCAACCUACCAGGCCAACAGUGCCUCACCCCGCUCGGCUUCUGGGACCUUGGCCUCGCUGCCUCAGUAGAGCGCACCGGCAGGGAACUUGCGAAGUCACUCGGCCGUCUCUGCAGUGACGCCGACGCCUGCCUCUUCCAACUCUGCCGAACGCUGCGCUUGCUGUGCCCCUCAGCACCGCAGUCACUCGGCGACGUGUUCGCGCUGUUCUUCCAAAUGCUCAGAGUGUGGGAUCACGAAUCGUCCCGGCGUGCGUACUCUCACCAUGAGAGUUACCUAACGCAUCUGAACGGUGAGGCCAUCGACGGACUCUUCCCACUCUGGCCGCAGCUCCACGGCGGCUACCGCAACGCCGACCUCACCGACGCGCUCAAGGCACUCGCCGGGCACGACCAUGACAACUCAGGGCACAAUGCCCUCUCAAGCCUCUCCGCCGAGCCGCCUUGUCAAUCACCCAGUGGAUGCGCCCCCUUCCUCCAGCCGCUGGCGCUGCACGCCAACCACACCUUCCCGCAGAAGCACGCACAGCUGUAUGUCUCGUGGAUAGUGUGGCUGGCAUGGCAGCUGUGGGAGCUGCUGGAGUCCCUGCUGGACGCCUUGAACAACAUCGACUGCACGGCCCACGGCUGUGCCACGUGCCUCUGUCAGCCAAGCAACCACAACGACAAGGACUCCUGCCACUGCCCGUCACUCGUCGAAUGUGGCGGACCUCUGCCGACACUCUACCGCUACGGAUUCACAUACCGCAACGCCCACGUCCUGCUCGCCGGCAGCCAGAAGAUACGGUGCAGUGACCUCAACGACCAACUCACCAAGGCACUCCACUCCGACCACUUCACUCAACUGUUCCACCAGAUCGACCAACUCCUCUACACCAUCCGUAUGCCCUUCCUCUUCGCCAUCACAGCGCUCUGGCUCAUCGCCGCGCUCUACAUCCUCCACUCACUCCUCUACCGCAUGGACGUCCUCCGCAUACGAUCUCACCUCCUCACCACCAGGGCCUCCCACCAAGUCGACGUCAAGGCCUUACUCGCCGGCAGCCGCAGGAUGCUCUCGCUCUACAAGGACUGGAUUGAGGCUGCGGACGCCGCCGUUAACGCGGCUAAGGAGAAGGCGGAAGAUGUACACAGGAGGUUGGAUCAUAAUAAAAAAGACCAACAUGGUGGGACAACGAUUGGCCAAAAUAUAGAGAACAUUAAGCAAGCUAAAGACAAAGUUAAGCAAGUUGAUGGUCAGUUGAAACGUAUUCACAGUGAUUUAGGUAACUGGAAAAAUGCGGCAAGUGACGUCCUUGACUCAGCGGUUAAGAAGGCGACGGAAGUCCAUGGCAAGUUGGAUCCUGAUAAAAGUAAGUCGACGCUUGGUGGUAAAAUCGGAGAAAUUGAAGACGCAAAAAACAACAUUAUUAGCGCAAAUUCACAACUGAAAACACAAGUCGACAGUCUGCGUUCUUGGAUCACCACGGCGGAUGGUAUCCGUCAAAAGGCGCAGGAAAAAGCGGAAGAGGCUUAUAAAAAGUUAAAACCUCAUGAGGCUCUGACCCAAAAAAUCGGAGAGAUUAUGAAUGCUAAUAAGAGAAUUGAGAGCGUGCAUACUGAGCUGGGAAAGGUUCAUAGCAAUUUGGGAGCGUGGAAGACUCAGGCCAGGAGUGUGCUUCAAGGGGCGAUUGACAAGGCGACGGAAGUUUGGACAGCGUUGGAUGAUAAGAAUGAUGAUCAACAUCCUGUCGCUCAAAACAUUAAUAAAAUUAGCUCACAUAAUUCUGAAACCCAGAAGGCAAAUACACAACUCGCCGGACAUGUCAAGAGUUUGAAUGAUUGGAACUCCGCCGCCCAGAAUGUUAUUACCAAGGCUGAGCAGAAGUGUGAGGAGAUACUGAAGAGGGUUGAUAAGGAUCAUAAAGAUUAUAAAGGAGGAAAGAAUGGCCCUGUGAUUUAUACGCAGGCUGAAAAGUUACAAAAUGAAGGUAAAAGACUUUUGCAGGCUGCGACUGAUGCUAAAAAGGCUGUUGAGUCUAAAGUCGGUGACGCACUGAACGCUGUUGUGGAAAUGGACACAUCUCUCAAGAAGGAUUUGAAGGAGGUGAAAGAUAAGAUUAAAUUGGGGAUGCAGAAUGUGAUUGAGCAGUUGGAAGUUAAUAAGUUGGAUCAGAAGGUGAGAGAUGAUUUGAAGAGUUUGAAGGGGAAUAUCAUGAAGCUUAACCAGCAGGUUAAAGAUGAUGACUCAGAUGAUAAUAUAGUUGGUGGGCAAUUGAAGGCGCUUAAAACGCAAAAGACUAUUUUAGAUAAUACUACUAGCAAGGAACAUGGUUCAAUCGCGAGGGAGACUGGAUUGCUUGAAAGUAAGUUUCAGACCGCGAUCCAAGGGCCGCUUAACAAAAAAGUCAAAGCAGUUGACACGGCGAUUGGGAAGCUUGGCGGGAAGUUUACUGGGAUCCAAAGCGAGGAGGACAAAAGGACAAUUGCAGGUAUUUUCGAGCAUAUUAAAGGAAAGGUUGGGAAGAUUAAGGGGGAGUCAGGGCAAAAAAAGAGUAAAUGGUAUCUUGAAGAUGGUUCAGGUCUCCUUGGCAUUGAGGGUGCGAUAAAUCAUUAUUUUGAGGCGUUUUCCACUGGGCAUGAUUUUAAAUGGAAAAUAGUUAAAGGCUGGCUGGAUGAUAUGUUGCCGCACAACGGCGUGGUGAAAAAGAUACUUAAGGGGCUAGGGUGGGAUGAGAAGAGAGGCGAUUUUCUGCCGACUGCGUUUAAUGUGAACCAUAGUCUGACGGAGAAAAUUAGGGACACGCAGAAUCUUAGCACAGAAAUUCAGAAAGGCGUUGACGUGUUCAAAGGUCAACAAUCCACCGCCGGCAUUCAAGAAAAAAUUAAAGCUGUCAAAACAGCCUGCGAGACGUUCGCUGACGCUCUGGAUGAGAAGCUCAAGAACUCGGGAAAUGGAAUAGUCUCUGAGGUUAAGGGUGUGGAGGGGCUGAAGAAAAGCGGCGUCCAAGACCCCAAAUGCAUCUGCGACUGCUAUAAUUGCAACUACUAUGGUGGAGAAGGGUGUGCCAAGAAAGCUGCCGCCGAAUUGAUCAUGUGCGCACUCACCGCUGUGUCCCGGCAGGUGGGCAAGGAGGUUGAUUCCCUUAUGCUCGCCGACUACAGGAUGGGCGGCAAGGGCAGUAAUAUGAACAUCGCAAAGGCGUUGGAUCAAGCUGUUGCAGCGACAAACAAGCUUCACGGUCAGCUCACCGCGGCGACUGCUACCAACCAAGGCACCGACCCAAAUGUAAGCCCCGCCCAAGCCGUGGACAAGAGGUUGGAGGCAGUGAGGGAUGAGGUGAAUACCAACAUUACGAAUAAGUUUAAAAGCAAUGUAAUAAACCAACUUGAGAUUGAGGUCAAGAAACUUCCCGACGCCGUUAAAGAGUUCGACGAGAAAGCUAAGGAGCAGAUCAGGGCUGCGGCAAAUACGGCGAUUCAGCAGGCGGCUGGGCAGAUUAGUAAGAGCCAGGGUAAAAUAGAGUUUAGUAGGGAUUUCAUGAACAAAUUCGAUGAGACCCACAAGACAAUCAUUGACCCCCGUGAUGGCCUCGAGUCACAACUCAAGAAGCAAGUUGAGAAUCACAUUGGGCAGAAUGAUCCGACAAGUGGUCAAGGUGGUAAAGCAGCUGAGAAAAUCACAAUCACUGAAGAUAAUUUUAGAAAUUACAACGAUCACGUUAAACAAGAUCAUUCUAACCUAAAGAAUGGUAAUCUACAAGGCAUUGAUAAGGAAGGCAAACUUCCACUGGCGAUCGGGGACAUCAAGACUCAGGGUCUGGCGGCGCUUGAAAAGCAUAUCGGUGAUAAACCCACAGAAAAGAUAGACGAUGAUACAUUCACCGGCCCGUUCGACAAAAUUCAGAAAGAGCUUGAAGAGAUCACGAACUUGAUUAGUGACACAAGGGCAGGAUACCUUGGUGAAUCCGUCACAAAUGGAAGUGGCCUCAAAAACCUGUUUAAAAAUCUUAAAAGUGCGCUUGAUCAAGGCAAGUUAGAUGGAACUGAUAAAGGCCUCGACGCAAUCAGGGAGGCGAUUAACGGUCUUCAAAGCAAUGCGUUUACUACAGGACCCGAUGAAAUCGAGAAAGCCGGCCGAGAAAUUAAGACGCAGCUUGAAGAACUUAGAGGGAAGUUGAAGAAAGACGGUGAUAGUGAUAAAACUGCCGUUGUCAACGCUUUGCAAGAUUUGAAAGAGAAGGGGCUUGGUGGCCAUUGGACGGACAAUAAUAAUGGAGAUUGGAAAGGUACAAAAGGUUUAACAGCAAUACAACACCGACUUGAAAUUCAAAAUGCUGAAUUGCCCAGACAAACCAAACAAAUAACCAAAGCAAUUGUCAACAUUAAAUGGGAGCUUGCAAAAGUCGGACUCAAGUUUCAAAAUAUAUUCACCGACAAUGUCAUCUUUGACCGGUUGGAAAAACUGAAAGAGAAGAUUGGUCAAGGUAAAAAAAAUGGUGACCACCUUCAAGGAAUUCAUGACGUGAUUAGUCAGCUGCAAAAGGCGCAAUUUACUGAUCAUCCCAAUCAAAUCGGCAGCGCAAAGGACCAAAUUGCAAGUGAACUUAAUACCCUCAGAACUACGCUGGAAAGCAAAAACGGGGAGGAUGUCAUUACCACGCUGACCGAUUUACAGACCAAGGGGCUGAGUGACAAUCGGUGGGAUGAGAAAAAUGUAAAUGGUUUUCAAAAAAUCCAAAAUGAUCUUAACACUCAACAAAGGACGUUGACCACACAGCCCGAACAAAUUAACCAAGGCGUCAACCAGAUCACCAGGGAGCUUACAGAGCUGAGGACUGAGUUGCAGGGUAAGGAUGACACUGAGCCAAAAGAAAGAGGCGUGAUAAAGAAUAUGGAAUUUAUGAUUAAGAAGAUUGGUGAGGACAAAAAUGAAGGUCUUGAAAAAAUCAAGAAAGACAUUGCCACCCUCAAUAAGGACACAGUCCCUGACAUCAACAAAUUCCUUGGUGAACUGUGCGCCAAGAUUGCGAGCGAAGCCGGUAGUGUGGAUUGGAAGUUGGGGCUUUUCAAAGAGAAUAACAUCGACAAAGACCUCGAAAAAAUCAAGUCACAAAUUGACACCCUCCGCAUAGAUGACCUCCACAAGGCCAUCGCCAUGUGCGACAAUUUCCUAACCAACGCCGUUUACAUAAAAUGGGAGAAAGUAGAAAACAUUGAACGCUUCGUAGACAGUGAGAUUGAAAAGGCAAUCGCGGAGCUCAGCAAGCAGGCGCGGCGGGACUACGUGGAGUCCGCGAAGGACGCGCUGAAACACUUCGCCGCCAAGGCGUCCGAGGAGCUGGGGGAGCUGCCUGAGGAGAUAAACAGGGAUCUCUUCGUGGGCUUCAAGGGCUUCAUGAGGCAGAUGGAGGGUGAGCGCAGCGAAAACAUUAAUAGGCUAAGGAACGUGCAGAGCAGAAUGCUCCGAGCAUUGUCCUCCGCGUUCCAGAAUUUCUUCGCGCCGCUCGACGAGUAUCUCCGUAAGGAGAUUGAGAGAGUGAAGAAGCAGAGUGACGACGAAAAGAAUCCCUCACUGCCGAAGUCGGAAGAGCCCUACGCCGCCGAGUGGGACGCCGUGCACAGCGAUGUCAACGCCCUGCUCAAUUACCUCUGCGUGACGCAGGGCUUCGACGACAGGCUGCGAGGCCUGCUCCACAACCUCACCGACGCGCUCACACAGCUGAGGCCGCAGGGCUUCCAGAAGCCCUCCGCUCCCACGCUGGGCUCCGUGAGCAGGGGACUCAGUGCCUUCACCGCUGAGUUCGGCGAUGCUUACAUCUCCACUUACUCGGGCGCAGAGUGCCGGGAGACGGACGCCGACAAGUACGCCAAGGUGUUGCUGAGCUUGAUCCCGAUGACGCACGAGGCGCUUACCAAUUUGGCAGACAAAUGCGGCACCAACUGGAAGAGCAACAAAAUAUGCAAGCUCACCGGCGACGACAGGGACAACGGCCUGGGCAACUACCUCACCAAAUGCGGCUUCAAGGUGUCACCCACCGACGGACUCCAGGAGGGGGAGUUGCAAAAUCGUUUUUCGGGCGGCGCAGUUCAUGAGCUACUUGCAUCCCCAGUGGCCGAAGUGACCACCAAAAUGCUGAUCGACGGCAAGCCUGCGGAAAACGGAAUUAAUGUUGUCGACUUAGUUGCGCUUUUCUAUAACAUGCUUUGUCGCUACCUCCAGGUCUGCCACCUUAAAGUACACGAAUCGCCCAGGUACCCCUGCACGGUGAGGGACAUGUUGUCUUGGCUCUCAGGCCUGCAGUACACUCCGGUGGCGGACAAACUGCCUGACCACUGCAGGGCGUUGCUCAACCGCAAGUGCGACGAUAACGAUGCCCCCAACAGGGACGACGCUGUCAUGGCACAGUGCAUCAACGGCCUGCCCUACACUAUCGCAGAAGCGUGUUCACACGCCGACUUGCUGCUCAUCGCAAUCCAGGGCCACGGCCGCGGCUUUGACCUCGCCGCCUAUCCCUACUCCGUCGACUUCGCCAACAACACCGCACAGCUCCACUACCCGGCCGACCCCGACGAGCUGCUGGAGAUGAUGAGACGGAUAAUAUGCCGCCUGUGUCGCGUCCUGUAUUUCCUCUACGCCCAGUGCUGCCGUGCCACCGCCACAACCAAGGGCUGGCGGGAGUGCCACUACGGUCGGCAGGUGCCGUCCUCCCACUGGCAGUGUAACACCUUCGACAGGCAGGCCACCGACGCAAGUCACAACUGCCCGCCCACAUCUCCGCUGCAGUCGUUCCUCACAGACAGCUGUCCCAGCCUCCUGCCGCAUAAGCUUACCGUACUGACAAUGCCAUCGAAUGCGUCGACUGCCCCGCCAACCAACCAGGCCAGCAGUGCCUCACCCCGCUCGGCUUCUGGGACCUUGGCCUCGCUGCCUCAGUAG